Molecule: messenger RNA, 3513 nt
Organism: Linum trigynum
Lineage: Eukaryota; Viridiplantae; Streptophyta; Magnoliopsida; Malpighiales; Linaceae
Source: the annotation of a GenBank genome assembly
CGUCAGCAUGCCACAUCAGCCCAAAAAUAAUAAAAAAUGAUUUUGCUCACUUAACCCGAGACUCCAACCGGUUCAACCAUUUACUAAUGACUCACCCUGAAGGACAGAUUCAGUCUGUCUUCAUUCUUCACCCCCCCAAAAUCGCGACUGGAACUCUGAAGGGAGACAGAACGCCGCCGCGCGUUGGGAGACCGAUUCGGCGCCGUCGCUCGCUCGCUGGUCAUCGCAGGGGAUCGUGGCUCGCUCGUCAUCGCUCGACGCGCGGGAGCGAUUCCUUCGCGCCGGAAAGCUAGGUCGCCGUCGCCAAGCCCUCCGCGCCGGCGACAAUCGAUUCCUCGUCCGAUCUUCCCUCCUCCUGUCAUCCUCGGCAAUAUUCCCCUAAAGCCUGGCCGAUUCUGUGCAUGCGUGGCUGGAAAUUUCAUAGCUGCUCCGGCUAACGAACAAUGGAUGAGUGGAAGCUUCGUUCGGCCCGGAGUCGCCAUCUAAAGCCCGACUAUGGUAAGAAUUCUCCCUUUUCAGAAGAAUUUUUAGGGUUUAGAACAAUGUGGUGUUGAGGGUUUUGUUGCUAUUAAAGAAUUGGGGAAAAGAAUUGAUUUUGUUGUCGGGUUGUGGUAGGGAAAGUGCCUGGUCCCAUUAUCCUAUUCGUUUUUUCUGGAUUGAAAGUAGUUGGUCCCAUUAUACUAUUAUGUUCUUUUUGUGGAUUCAAAGCAGAUGAUCCCCAUUUUUGUAUUAGAAUUAGUGGGUACAAUUUAAUGGAUUUCAUUGCUAUUUAUAGGAAAUUCUGGACUUUUCACCAUUGAGAUUCACAGCAUGGGGCAGUUUGGCGACACGGGCUACACUGAUGGGAAGACUGAUUACAUUGACUUUGUCGAUGUUGACAAAUUGUCAAUGCUGGAAAUUAAAGAGAUGGUCAGAACAGCAGAAGUGGAGCAGGCGAUGCAGUUCUUUUGGUUGAUGCCUGGUGUGGAUGUGCAUAAUGGAUUGAAGCUUUUGGAGAGUGAUAAGGAUGUUCUGGAGAUGGGCGGGCAUGUUCCUGAAGACAGGGUUAUUCAUUUGUAUGUUAAGCAUACAAAUUCCAGUUGUGGCAGCCCAGAUACAGCUCAUUUCGUUCACACUAGCAGUGAGAGGGAGGUGGAAGAAAUUAGAGCGCCAUCAGUUUCAGUUAAAAGGGGACAUGGACAUACAUUUUCAGGGGGGAGUCAAGGUAAAAAUUCCACAGGGUCAUCCCAUAAAGAGCAACCAGCUGCAACUAACGCCAAUGAAGAAGUUCUAGAUGAAGAUGUCCUCGAGAGAGACGACUUGUAUGCAAGUGAAGGUGAGUUAUUGGAGAAGACUGGAUGGGGCAGCGAAGAAGAAGAGGACGUGUUCAACAUAAACACCAUUUUUCCUGAGUUUAGGGUUGAAAGGGAUAUGCAGAUGCCUGAUGUAACACCCCACCCUAAAACUCAUGGGUCGAACCACUGGUUCGCCCGCACAGCAGAAAAUACUAACGGGGUUUACGUAUUAACUCAUCAUUCAACACAUAUGCAACUUUUGUUUACUAAACAUAACUCGAGGUGAAUCUAACACCUUUAUUAAUAUCCAAUCUCAUUUAUUAAACAUACAACAUCCAACUCAUGACAUCAAAUCCAAACACUUGUUCGUUGAAACUCAAAUCUCCAUCUUACAUACUUUGGUACAAUCCAUAAAUCAUAAUAACUCAAUCGAUCAAGUUCGAUGCAAUCAAAUCCAACAUAAUACAUGUUUAUGAUACUUGGUUUAAAACACAAAACAUAGUUCAAACUCUCCUCCGACCAAUCGUCCGCUACCUCAUGAUGGAGUAGCAGUUGCACAGCUCCAACGUCCAAGCUCGGUCCCUCUGCUACGGAUCUGAACACAAAAGGGGAAUGGGUCAGCUAACUAAUUUAGCUGAGUGUGUGGCGCUGUUCCCUCCUACACGGCGAAGUCUAUGGAUACGUUUUCCACAUCAAUCGAUUAACCACCUAAUCAUGGCAUCUAGGUUGAAGUCUCAACCUAAUAUAAUUCUCAACCUAGCAUCCAAUAUCCAAACAAUGUGCAAGUGCAAUGCAUUUCCAUUUUAUUAAUUUGGCGCCAAGGUCACCAUACAUCCACCCCCGCUCGAGCCUCAUCAUCUCAGUGGUUAUAUCAGAAACCACAAUCAUAUCUCUCUGGCCACUGGCCUCAUCGAUCCUAAUGAUCGUAAGUAAUGAUAUCAAAUGGUUGGGGGUAAAUGCAGGCCCUUUCUAAGUCUAUGUGAUUAAUAUGAACAUCAUAUAAAAUCAUCAUUCUCAUCAUAAUCUCAAUAUAAUAAUCAUCCAUCUCAAUCGAUCUUGGUGUAAUUACCAAGUCUAUGCCAUAGGGUAAUUUGUGCAUAUCAUGCAUACUAAAUUCAUCAAAUCAUCCAUUCAAUUAUCGAGUAGGAAUUCAUUAGCAACCAUUAUCGUUAUCGUACGUUCAACGUAUAAGGUGGACGGUUUGAAUCCUCGUACAUGGUUCGUUAACCAUUAAUCGGUGAAAAUCACCAAGUAAUUUGAAAGGCGGACCCGCCGUGGUAAAACUCUGAGAAGAGGAAUGAGUGCCACUACUCGUAGUGCACUUCUUACAACCAUAUUCCCAAAAGAUUUCACCGGGUGAAUUCCCAGGUAAGUGGACGAGUACCACAAAGGUCUCGAUUAAAAACCACUAGCCUAGACAGAAUUCUCCCAUGGUAGCUGUCCAUUAUUCAAAUUUUCACGAAUCCGAUUGUGGUUUAACAAUUAUCCCAAGUAAUCGUAUUAGGAUAAUUAUUCAAUCGCAGGCGUAAUUUCACAUAACUCAUGGCCUGAUAUCACGUCAUGAAUUAUUGAAAUAAUUACAACGAAGUCUCAAGGAAUUUCACGAUUCGUAGGAAUCAAUUACAAAAUCGUAAAUUCCAAAUACUCGAUUAUGAACCAUCCAAUUCUACUCGAGUACCCCAAAUCAUAAUAACGACAUUCUUCAUUUUAUCUUCGUUAAAUCCUCAGCUAUGUUUCAAUAUUAAACAUAUAGCACGUAGUAAAACACCGCCUAUUCACCGCAGGGUCCACACACCUUAUUUAUGACGUAAAUCAACUCUGCACAGCUGUUGUAAAAAUUCCAAUACUCCUUGAUAAUAUUCUCCUCGUCUUUACGAUCUGCGAAGGACGGAUUCCGGCUCCUGGACGUUGAUCGGCACUUCUCCAAGCUCAAACUGGCCUCCAAAGGUGUUGAAAACCAAUCUAGAGCAUUUGAGAGCUCUUGCUCGUCGCUCUCUCUCUCUCUCUCUAGAAACUGCUCUCUCUCUCUCAAACUCGGAAUGAAAACGUGUUGUGUAUGAAUUGUGUAUCUUCCUCUUCCUUUUAUAGGCUGCCUGGUCGCGAUACCCGGUCGAAAUACCCGGUCGGGUAUUUUGGAUUUCGGCCGGGUAUUAUUAAACUAACCGUUCUUUUUAAGGGGAAAAUCCCCGGUCGGGCCUACAAAAUCCCCGGUCGGGCCUAAUAAAUCCCCGGUCGGACC